Bolinopsis microptera is the source of this 5327-nucleotide messenger RNA. Its product is annotated as transcriptional regulator ATRX-like. Gene Ontology annotation, molecular function: ATP-dependent chromatin remodeler activity; ATP binding; ATP hydrolysis activity. Bases 70 to 4887 code for a protein of 1605 amino acids. Gene Ontology annotation, cellular component: nucleus. NCBI's taxonomy places the organism in Eukaryota, Metazoa, Ctenophora, Tentaculata, Lobata, Bolinopsidae. The transcript is spliced from 6 exons. The record is from RefSeq and is a predicted model, not a curated record.
UUCUUUUUUAGUUUGAACAUUCAAGAUUUUUACAUAGCACAAUUCAGCUUUAAAUUCUUCAUUUACAGGAUGUCUGAUAGUGAUGAGUAUCAAAAGCAAUUAGACAGGCUAUCCAAACUUGAAGAAGAUGUCAAUGGGGCAGAAGAUGAAAGUUCAAUUGUACCUAAUGGUAGUCUUAAGUUAAUCAAAACUGAAGAAGUGUCACAGGAAAAUGUAUCUCCACCGAAAUCUGAUGAGGAGACUACCUCAUUAUCACAAUCUGAUCAGGAGAGCACUACACUACCACCAUUAAAGCAGGAUACAGAUGAUAAAGACACAGACAUUAAAGACGCAGAGGUUAAAGACACAGACUCUAAAGAUGCAGAGGUUAAAGACACAGACUCUAAAGACACAGACUCUAAAGACACAGACACCAAAGAGACAGAUCCAGUUUCUAAGCAGAAUGACUCACCUGCAUCUGAUGAUACGGACAGUGACAGCUCUACAUACUAUAAGAAAAAGAAUGGUUUCUACAAUAAAAGAGUAACUAGGAAUGCUACAGGAUCUCUGCCCAAAGAGACAAAAACAUUGUUAAUGGAGACAACUGAAGUAUUUAAUCCUUCUAAAAGCAAGAAGCGACCAAAUGCCCGCCCUGGAUUUUAUAAUGUUCUUGCUCCAGAGUGUACUUCAUGUGGCAGUGAUGUUAUUCUUAGACCAUUUCAAAGACGUAUGUUGGUUCAUCCUUACUUGAAAACUGCUGUUUGCAGGCAGUGUCAUGAGUUUUAUCAUUCUGAUACAUUUGGAAUAGAUGAGGAAGGCUCUCAGAUAUAUUGCAUCUGGUGUGGUGAAGGGGGUGAACUUAUAUAUUGUGACAAAUGUGAGAAAGCAUUUUGUACAGACUGCAUUAAACGUAACUUUGGAAAGAAAGUCAAAGAAGAAAUCUUGGCUAAGAGUAAGUGGGAAUGUUUAGUUUGCAUACCUGAGAUGACAGAAGACUUACGAAAAGUUUCUCAAAUGAUUGUAAAGUAUCAAAAUUUAUGCAUAAAGGAUCCAUAUUUGAUUGAAAAGUUUGAGCAUGAAGUAACUAAAGCAGAACUUCAAAAAGAAGAUUAUCAAGGUUUAGUGUCCACCAGAAUAAGGGAGAGAAAUACUGCUAAGCUGCUGUCCUCAUCUCAACAAAAAGAAGAAUCCCAGCUUGAGUCGGAAGAUGGUGAGCAGUCAGAAGAUGAGGAAUCUGAUAACAAGGGCGAAGAUGGUGACAAAGCAUCAUCAGGCUCUGAGUAUUCAGCUAGUAAGAAAGCAGACAGUAAACCAAAGCAAAAGCGUUCUUCUAAAGAAAGAGUAAAUGGUAAUAGUAAAGAGUCAGAUUCUGAUGAUUCAAGUGACAUAGAUGAUGCAGCAUUUUUGAAGUGCAUCCGUAAAAAGGCCAAAGAUCGCCAAGAUAAUAAUACUGGUCAUUCAAAAAAAUCUGAAGAUAAACCAGCAUCACUUAAAGAGACAGAGAUAAAGAAAACAAACAAGAAUGAAGAUACCAGCUCAGAUGAUUCACUAUUUGAUACAGGCAAUUCUAAAAUCAAAGCAAAACACAUUCGCAAACAACUUGAUUCAUCAGAUGGUGAUGAUGAAGAACCAUCUGAUGACAAUGAUGAACUAGUGCAGAAAUAUCGAAACAAGUUAUCGAAAUACAAGGAACCUUCUGACAAGGAAAGUGUACAUUCAAACUACAGUGAAGUGAGUUCCGAUGAAAGCUCUGAAGCAAAAUCAAACUCAGAAAGCUCUGACAGUUCCAAAGAAGGUGAAUCAGGAUCAGAGGUUGAGGACAAAAAAGAUAAGGGUAAAGAUGAUGAAAAUCAAGAAAAUGACAAGAAAGGAAAAAGUAAGGUCAAAAAGAAGAAAGCAGCUAAAAGCGGGGACGAAAAUUCUGAAGGAGAUGACAAAAAACGUAAAAAGAAAGGAAAGAGGAAGCGUAAGAAAAAGGAGUCUUCUGAAUCAGAGACUGAUGAUGAUGAUGAUGAUGAUGAUGAGGAUGAAAAUGGAAAAAAAUCCAAGAGCAAAAGAGGUAAGCGCAAAAAGAUUAGAAAGAUCAUGGGUCAAAACCAACUUCAGAAAGAAACAGUAGCUGCACAGGAAGCUGAAGAUAAAAGGAGGAGUCACCUGAAAGAAAAGUCACUGCCAAGUCAACAAGGAAAAAUUCUCAAUUUCAUUCUUGAAGACCUCCGCAAAGAAAAGUACAGGGGAAAGCCUCCCACCAUAGACGAUGAGGAGAAGGGAAAGGUCAUCGAGGUACAUAAGCAUUUAAAAAAACGAUUAAAACCUCACCAGCUUGAUGGAAUACAGUUUAUGUACGAUUGCUGCAUAGAGUCUGUAGAGAAAUGUAAAAAUGGCAGCCCUGGGUCAGGUGCUAUUUUAGCUCAUUGCAUGGGUUUAGGAAAAACAUUCCAAGUAAUCACAUUUCUAACCACAGUCUUGAACUAUCAUUACAUAUUUGGAUUCAAGCGAGCCCUUGUCGUAUGCCCUUUGAACACCAUUCUAAACUGGAAAGCAGAGUUUGAUAAGUGGGUGAAAGAUAUAGAUGAUGCACCUGAAGUAAGUGUGCUGACUGAUAGUAUUCAUAACAACGACAAGAGAGCUGAAAUAGUUGAGAAUUGGUUUGAGACAUCUGGUGUUCUUAUUAUGGGAUACUCUCUCUUCAGAUUAUUGUCUACAGGAAGCAACAUAAGGAAGAAGCAUCUGAAAGAAAGGUUUAUGAAGUAUUUGGUUGAUCCUGGGCCAGAUAUCGUUAUAUGUGAUGAAGGUCAUGUCAUCAAGAACGAAAAGACUGGUAUUUCCAAGUCCUUGAAUUCUCUUAAAACAAAACGUCGAGUCAUUCUCACUGGAACUCCUCUUCAGAAUAACCUUGUCGAGUACCACUGUAUGGUAAGUUUUGUUAAACCCAAUCUAUUAGGUACAACAAAGGAGUUUAAGAACAUGUACGAAAAUCCAAUCAACAAUGGCCAGUGUGCUGAUGCCACAGAUUUUGACAUGAAGUUGAUGAAAGAAAGAUCUCACAUUCUAUAUGAACAAUUAUCGGCUUGUGUCCAGCGAAGGGAUUACCAUGUAUUGAAGGCAUUCCUCCCCUUAAAGUUUGAGUAUGUUCUUUCAAUUAAACUGUCUGACCUUCAAGUUAAGUUAUAUACGAAAUACCUUGACAAGGCUAAGGCUUCAGGUGGAAUGAUGUCAAAGCUGUUUGAGUGUUAUCAGACUUUGAAGAAAGUUUGGACUCAUCCUUGGCUCCUUGAGAUAGAUGCUCUGAAAAACGAGAAGGACAGCAUAGAGGACUUUAUAACCGACAAGGAGACAUCAGAGGAAAGUUGGGAAGCCAGUAGUGAUGAUUCUGAUUUUCGUCCAAACAAGAAAAAGAAAAAUAACAAGAAUGGCGAUGAUGAGGAAGAAGGUAAAAAGGACCCAGAAAAGCAAAAAGAAGCUAAACCAGAAAAUAUGACAGGUGCUCCAGACCCAACAAUGGUAUCAGCCAUUGCAGACACAAUCAUACCAAAUUCUGGUGGAGUCGACUACAACUGGUUCAAAGGAGAGAUGACCGACAAAGAUGAGAAAAUGUUGGAACAUAGUGGAAAGUUGUUGGUCACUCUGGAAAUACUGGACAAAGCUUCUCAGAAAGGAGACAAAGUCUUACUUUUCAGUCAGAGUCUUCUAGCACUAGAUUUUCUUGAAACCUCUAUAAAUAGAGUGGGAUGGUUGAAGGGGAGAGAUUACUUCCGGAUGGAUGGCUCCACAAAGACUGCCCACCGUCAAUCUUUUCAGAAACAGUUCAAUGACAAGUCAAACAAACGAUGCAGAUUAUUCCUUAUCUCCACUAAGGCUGGAGGAUUGGGUAUCAACCUCGUCUCAGCUAACAGAAUUAUUCUGUUUGACAUGUCUUGGAACCCGAGUGACGACACUCAGUCACUGUUCAGAGCCUACAGAUACGGACAACAGAAGAAUGUUUAUGUCUACAGAUUGGUUGCCAGAGGUACAAUGGAAGAGAAGAUAUACGAUAGGCAGGUAUACAAGGAGUCUCUAUCAAGUAGAGUGGUGGACGAGAAGCAGAUUACUCGUUACUUCUCUGCUAAUGAUCUACAGACCUUGUUCGCUUUCGACCCCUCAGCCCAGACGUGUACUACAUCAGUAUUAGCCAAUCACAAUCCGCCAGCUGACGAUGUGUUAGCGUCCAUCUUGGUUGACUUGGACCCUCCACUUGUCCUGGAAUAUCACGAGCACGACUCACUGCUUGAGCAUAGGCCAGAACAGCAGCUGACAGAUGAGGAACGCAAGGCAGCUUGGGCCAACUUCAAGAUGGACAAAGAGCGCAGGAAUGUGGUGAAUGCCCCAACAGGCCAGCAAAGUGUGUUCCAACGUUUAGCAGCCCACACACAAGCCUACUCUGGCCCAAUCAUCACACCCAUUUACUCCAACCAGCAGGAACUGAUCCUGGGAGGGUUCACUAACGAGCAGAUCGUUUCUAUCCAGCAUCAACUGGAACCUGUAGUCCAAUCUGGCAGAUUGCAUGUUAAAGCACUGGGAGGAGGUCAGCUCCAUAUAGAGGGACUAGGACCUGAACAACAACAAGUCUUCAUCAACUCUAUCAAAGAACAGCAAGCUCAGCAGAUACAUGCUGCCCAAAUGGCCAGGGUGCUUCCUCAGCAACAUCUUAUCAAUCAGCUCGCACCAGCAGAGAGGGCACUAUUCCAGCAGCGCUUAGCACUCCUAGUCCAACAACAGCAACAAGCGCAACAGUUAGCGCAGCACCAACAAGCUGCUGCAGUGCAACAGCCCUCGGUGCCACAACCACAAGCACCCAAACCAUUGACUAUAAACUCUGCUAAUAGCAGUGCUGCCCCGAUACCUGUACCAGAUUCCCCAGCCAGGUAGUAUUUCUUCACCAGAUAUCUCCGUAUUUUAUUUGUAAUAUUCUCUGGAGUGAUUCUUGUAUUUACAAUUUUCGAUGUGAGAUAGAUCGAAGAGGUAUUUAAUGAUCAGCAAGAAAAAUUUCACGCUUGCUUUUAUUGAGGAAAUAAACUUGUCACCCAAAAUUCAUCCCAAGUUCAACCACCAUCACGAAUUUUAGAGUCUCUCGGUCUUUUUACUAUAUUUUUGUUUCAGACAAGUUUUAAAAUGCUUUCCAGGGCUGGGACUUUGUGACAUAGAAUCUCAUUCAGCUGAAAUAUUUAAAGUUAAAAUCGUUUUUAAUAAAAAUUUUAUGGCCGAAUGACAUGUUGCGUUUGUAUUUGGAAAUUGUUUUAAUGUCUUUAUUUAUUGUAAUGCUUAUAUUCAUUACAUUGAUGUCAUCAUUUUCAAAGGCUGUCUUAUAA